Molecule: messenger RNA, 651 nt
Organism: Peronospora matthiolae
Lineage: Eukaryota; Oomycota; Peronosporomycetes; Peronosporales; Peronosporaceae
Source: the annotation of a GenBank genome assembly
AUGUACGAAGGGAUUGACAACCUGAAAUCCCUUUACGACCGUGCCGGGAAGACUUUCUCCGGCGGUCCUUCUGCGGCACAGGAUGUGCCGCGUCGUACUGCUCAACCAGACCCAGUACGUCAACCAUCAGUUGGGAGCGGGGCUCCCAAGUAUCCCAGGACGGGGGAUAGCCGCGCCACCGGACGAGAUAACUCGUCCGACAUCCGUUCACGUCGCGGUGGUUCAACAGCUGCUCAACUAGAUAGCGCUGGCUACCGAGAGAGUCCUCUAAUGGAGGUGGAGGAGGAGGAAAGACGCUCUCCACACGAUCAUGUGGAUCGGUGUGUUCUUGAGAGCUUCUUUGAUCGCGUAAGGCAAGGGUUACGCGACGAUAUCAAACAUGAGCGGAAUAGGCGUCUCCAAAUGGCGGACACUGCCUCGAAGCAUCGAGCUGAGUUUGCCUUUGCUCAGCUUGAGAACGAGAGAUCUCUGACAUCUCUUCGUGACGAGCUAAGGGUAGCUCGUGGGAUUGUUGAUCGGUCUCGGGAUGAGAUAGCUGCUCUUCAGACCCUUGUCGAUGCCCACCAUCGGGAGCACAAGGCUCUCUGCGAGAUGCUUGAGCGCAAGGGCGUUCUUCAUCGGAAGAAGCAGCGUACUGGUGUUACGGCUUAA